AAUCUGCGUAGUAAUAAUCCUAGUAAUAGUAAUAAACACUCAGGGCACAAUCAACUCACAUGUCCAGGGAACGUGACAGGCUCCCUCACCGCCUUGGCCCCUCCUCCCGUGGCUUCCCCUGCUGCAUCCGGAAACUACUCGUAAGCUCCAUCCAUUCAUACUCCUUCAACAAACGGCGUGAUAUUUCUUUUUCCUGUUCGCUGUGCAAAGGGUUCCUCUCACAAGGUGAACCUAGUCCCCCCCGAUUCAAGGGCGCUCCAGCCUGUCCCAUCGUAAAUCAUGCCCUGCGUCCUCCACAUCUCUCCACUGGCAGCACUUCAGGAGCUUCACGGUGGCUGCGCUGUGAGCUGAUCUCUAUCUCGACUCCGGACAGGAAUUUACGACGUUGCAAGUCAGUCAGUACCUUGCGUCGAUCGGACAGCUAACCGGGAAGAAGAACAAACACUGUGCAUUUCCAUCAAGACGCUGACCAGUCGAAGCGCCAUUGAACCCGACGCCACAUCAUGACAUCCACCCCCAAAAGCUCCCUCGAUAGCGAGGAGCGCAUGUCCAACGUUUCCGAACUCCCAUCCCAACACUCACGCAUCUUAUCCAAUGCCGAUAGUACUCGCCGCAAGUCCAUCCAAUUCAACUUUGGCGCGACCGAGCCACAAGGGCACCGUCGCUCCACGAGCACCGCCGGCGGACGACUUUCCCAACAAGAAGUUCUAGAAAAGGAACAAAAGGCUGCUGGAAGAGGCCCUUCGCCUCCACCGCCUCGGACCUAUGAAAGAGGUGUUUCAUUCAAUACGUUCGAUAACCCUGAUGCGGCGGACUUCUCCUUGACUCUCAACUAUAAACAUAAAGGGUAUCAGUGUACCAGGCGCAGCCGAACUUUUCUGUGUGGCACGGAUCAGAAUGAUUAUUCCGAUUUUGCCUUGGAGUGGCUGAUUGACGAACUAGUGGAUGAUGGCGACGAGAUUGUUUGCCUUCGGGCUGUGGAAAAAGAUUCGACAAUCGCAAGCGAUGCCGCGAUCGAGGAGGGGAAAUACCGGCAAGAGGCAGAAAAGCUAUUUGAGCAGGUGAUCCAGAAGAACACCCAGGAUGAAAAGGCAAUCAGCUUAGUAUUGGAAUUGGCCGUGGGAAAGGCCCAGGAUAUCAUUCAGCGCAUGAUCCGGAUCUACGAGCCGUCAGUCCUUAUUGUUGGCACCCGGGGCCGUAACUUAAGCGGCAUGCAGGGUUUACUACCGGGGUCCAUCUCGAAAUACUGCUUGCAGCAAUCGCCAAUUCCCGUAAUCGUCGUCCGUCCCUCGACCAAACGGGAAAAGAAGAAGAAGAAGCGCCUUGCGGAUCCUACCCGACGCGGUUAUAAUCAAAUUCUGGAGAUGAGCGAGCGGCGUGGAAGCAACAUAUUCGAUGCGAGUUCGAGCACGGACAGUCAUAUCUCCAAACUUCCCGAUGAGGAGGCUGCUGUGGCCGCGGCUCUCGGUCUGCCUCAAUCAUACGCCAAUUCGCGCAGUUCUCUCUCCAUGUCCGAGAGGAGCAGUGUUAGCCACGACGAUCAUGAGUCGCCAUCACCCAGUGGAGGUUCCCCGGAUAUCAGCCCAAGUCCAGCGGCAGGCAGCCCAGAGAGCACUGAAAGUGAAAGCAUAACGGACGACGAGCCUGGCUCGCGGACCAAGAAUGCACCUGAGGGCUCGCCUGACGUAGCAUCCCUAGAAUCUAAGGAAGUUGAUGCGUCAUCAACGGAUGAGUCCGAGCUCACCAAUUCGAAUCAAAGCACACCACGACCAGGCAGUUCAAAGGUGAACAUUCCGGUCAUUGUUACUGAGGACCUGACAGAGAAUGGAACAAGGGGCCAGUGAGCCUACUCGAGACAGCUCUAGCAAGUUGCUACAGUCUACCACGGCAACGUUCGUACGGACAAGAGCACUAGCUCCGGUUUCCGACGAGUAAAUCAUAUCAUACCAGUCAACAAAACUACAACUUCAUCACACCAUUAAUCACAAAUACGUAGAAUUUCAUGACUACCACAGCAUCAGAGGGAAGCAACACCCUUCAGAGACAGUGCGCUUACCAGCACCACUAUCGGCAGCACAGCACAGACACGUGUAUAUCACCUCCCUUUCAGCCAUCGAUCUUAACAACACGAUAUCUACUACACCUAGAUACAGAGGUCAAACUAGCUCUCAGAACACAGCACACCAGCGCACAGAAGCAGGCGCAAGCCGCCGAGCAAUGAGUUCAAACCGUCACCGCUGAAUUUCCGGUUUCUUGAAUGACUACAAUCACAUUACAAUUAUACAGGCAUUAGCACAAAGAUAGCCAAGCAGGUCACAUAUCUAUGCAUGAUAGACAGUGCAUGAAUACCAUCUAAUAAUCAUAUCAAGUUAUUGACUCAAA
Aspergillus alliaceus is the source of this 2382-nucleotide messenger RNA. Its product is annotated as universal stress protein. The record is from RefSeq and is a predicted model, not a curated record. The transcript has 3 exons. Lineage: Eukaryota; Fungi; Ascomycota; Eurotiomycetes; Eurotiales; Aspergillaceae. The coding region runs from base 504 to 1844 and encodes 446 amino acids.